UCGUGUUCGCGUGCAUCCCACAUACGCCCAAAUUACGCACAUAGGGCUCCUGUUUACAUGCCAAACCCAAGGAAAACGUACACUGGUGAUGUCAGCAUCAUGGUACAAUUUAAAGAGGAGUCUCAAAGAGGAGUUUCGUGACAGCUUCACACUGCUGGUUAUAAUAAUAGCGAGAGAUUUGUGGAGCAGACCGCACUCUCGCGAUGGAGCCGCGCGCCGCCAAAAGAGAAAUCAUUCAGAGGGUGUUUGUGAACCGGAGUUUGACGCUUGAAAACAUCAAGUGCUAUGGCUUCGACAUGGAUUACACUCUGGCAGUGUAUAAGUCUCCAGAGUAUGAGAGUCUGGGCUUUGAGCUGCUCAGGGACAGGCUGGUGUCAAUGGGAUAUCCACACGAGCUGCUGGGCUAUAUGUACGACCCCACCUUCCCCACGCGAGGUCUGGUGUACGAUACCACGUAUGGGAACCUGUUGAAAAUAGACUCCAAUGGAAACAUCCUGGUAUGCACUCACGGCUUUGAGUACCUGAGAGGCGGACAGGUCGAUGAGUAUUAUCCAAACAAGUUCAUCCAGAGGGACGACACGAACCGCUUUUACGUCCUCAACACGCUUUUCAACCUUCCAGAGACGUAUCUGUAUGCGUGCCUGGUUGACUUUUUCACCAAAAGCAGCAGAUACAAAAAUUGCUUGAAAGGGUUCAAACACGGCGACUUGUUCAUGUCACACAGAAGCAUGUUUCAGGACAUUAGGGAUGCCAUGGAUUACCUUCACGACACGCCUCAUCUUCCUGUGUUACUGAGCCGCAUCAAGGAGGUCGCCAAAGUGUUCCUGGCCACCAACAGCGACUUCAAUUACACCGAGGCAAUUAUGAAAUACUUACUGGAUUUUCCGUCUGGCUCUAAGAACCCCAAGAAACUGUGGCGCUCAUACUUUGAUCUGGUGGUGGUGGACACGAAGAAGCCCUUGUUCUUUGCAGGGGGGACAGUGUUACGACAGGUAGACACGGACACUGGGAAGCUGCGUAUCGGCACAUACACCGGAAUCCUUCAGCAUGGGACAGUGUAUUCUGGAGGAUCUUCUGACAUUGUCUGUGAUUUGCUGGAUGUUAGGGGGAAAGACAUCCUCUAUGUGGGGGAUCACAUCUUUGGCGAUAUCCUCAAGUCAAAGAAACGUCAAGGCUGGAAGACUUUCCUGGUGGUUCCUGAGCUUGUGAAAGAGCUGCACGUGUGGGCUGACAAAGCCAGUAUGUUUGAGGAGUUAAAACAUCUUGACAUCUUCCUUGCAGAAUUGUAUCAGCAUUUGGACAGUGGAAGUCAAGAGUGCCCAGAUAUUAGUGCAAUUCAGAACAGGAUAAAGAUGGUGACGUAUGGCAUGGAUCUGUGCUAUGGGAAAAUGGGCAGUCUUUUACGCUGUGGUUCCACCAAAACCCUCUUUGCCUGUCAGUUACUGCGCUAUGCGGAUAUAUACUCUACCUCCUGCCUCAACCUCCUAAACUACCCCUUCAGCUACCUCUUCAGAGCCCCUCUUGUCCUGCUGCCACAUGAGGCCGCUGUGGAGUCUCAGACUAAAGAGCAGAUCACAGAGCUGUCAGAGCACGUGCUCAAAACCACCAGCAUCAAGCGGCAAUGUGAGUGUGAAGACGGUGACUGUGGACAAGAAGAUAAUUGUGCCCAAAAUAACCCACCUACCUCCACAGAGACAUGAGGACUGAGUUCUUUCCUUUUUUUUACUGCUCUAAAUAUGAGCUUUUUAUCAAGUGUGCAUAUACGUUUCACUUUAACAUUUUCCAAUCCUGCCUUAAAACUGUGUAUUUAUGUGGCUGAGUUGCAGUAUUAGUUUUAACUUGAGUAUGAUUCCACUUCUGGCAGGUAAUUGUGAUUAAAAGGAAUUUGCCAAGUUCUUUAAGUUAACAGCUUUUGUGUUGUUAUUUGUAAAGCAAGUGUAAAAUCUUUAUUUAACCAUUUUAUUAAACUUUUAUAUUCAGUGUAUUUAAUUUAAGACCUUUGAUAGAAUGUAACUCAGUCUUUUGUCCGUCAGUCAUGAAUGCAUGGAAACUGAAGAACUGGAUUGCAGGAUUUUUGAAGUCAAAUGUUUAUUUGCAUAUGUUUAUAAUAUCUCCUCCCAUGUGACAGAAUCCCAUACAAUAAUGCAGGGAUUGACAUAUAAUUGAGUAGAAAGUAACUUUAAAAAUGUUUCUAUGAUUUAAUAAGCCUAUAUUUGUGCAUUUACAAGCUAUUUUUCAUAAGCAUACUGAAAAAAAUAUUAAAG
Molecule: messenger RNA, 2264 nt
Organism: Sinocyclocheilus rhinocerous
Lineage: Eukaryota; Metazoa; Chordata; Actinopteri; Cypriniformes; Cyprinidae
Product: cytosolic purine 5'-nucleotidase-like
Exons: 17
Coding region: 204-1700 (498 amino acids)
Molecular function (GO): 5'-nucleotidase activity
Source: RefSeq, a predicted model, not a curated record